AUUUCACCAAUUGCAAAUUCCAAUUCAUCUGAAUUGCAGUUGGUUGCGUUUCCUUUGCAUGCUUGUGUAAGGGUGUGUUACUGUGCAUCUUUCUUACGCUCGAUAUCUGAGCUUGGAUUGCUUUGAUGCACUGUGUGUUGGACUGGAAGCUAUGGCAGAAAUCCUCACUUCAGCUACGCGCCUCACACACAUACCUCUUGCGAAUGGAGUUCUUAUUCCUCGUCUUGGGUUGGGGACAUUUAGGGCCAGAGACGACAAUGUAAGGAAGGCUGUGCUAUGUGCACUCCAAUGCGGCUACACUCAUAUUGAUACCGCGUCCAUCUACAAAAAUGAGGUUGAAAUAGGGGAAGCUGUUCGAAGCUCUGGAAUAGAACGGGCCAGUCUAUUUAUUACUAGUAAAGUUUCCCCUUUCGAGCAAGGGUUUGAGAAAGCCACCCAGGCUGUGAACAAUAUUCUCGACCGCCUUGGGUUGUCUUAUCUGGAUCUCUGCCUCAUUCAUUGGCCAGGUGCAGCCAAAUUGGACACGAAAUCAAUUCAAAACUCUAAGUUGCGAAGUGAAACAUGGAGAGCAUUAGAGCAAUUUUACAAGCAAGGGAAAUGUCGGGCAAUUGGAGUGAGCAACUACACUGAAAAGCAUUUAAACGAGCUUAUAUCAUCCAGUGAGAUUAAACCUAUGGUGAAUCAGGUGGAGGUUCACCCUUGGCUGACACAAACACAACUGCGCAAUUUCUGCAAUCUCCAUGGAAUCGUAGUUCAAGCGUACUCACCUUUGGGUGUUGGCUCUCUGCUAAAGGACUCCACAGUACAGGGAGUAGCAUCCAAAUGUAAGCGGUCUCCUGCACAGGUGCUUCUAAGGUGGGGGAUUCAGAACGAUAUGGUCGUGCUCCCCAAGUCUGUGCAUCAAGAGUACAUUGUUGAGAACGGGGACAUUUUCGGCUUUUCUUUGUCUGUUGAAGAUAUGGCUUCUCUUAAUAGCCUUGACCGUGGGCACCACUUCUGUUGGUCAGCUGAGGGCGUUUUAUGAAGAUUGUCCAAGUUCGCAGUUUCUUGAGAUUCAGCCAAGGCCAACAUUGAUAGAACUGGUAACUAUCACUACAACUUAAGUGUUUUGUUUGAAAAACGAGGUCAUUUGCAUAAGAAGCUUCAACCAGAAUGCUAGCAACAUUGCAUACAUGCUGGGUUUAUAAAAUGGACAAACUCAACAUGUGGGAUUCGGUGGAAAAGAUAUGGACAUCUCAAGAUUUGAGCACAAAAUGUUUUUCUGGUGGGAUAUUUGAACAUAUGCCCUGGCAGAGUGACAUUACAGUACUUCCAAAAUGUGUACUACACCCUCAAGGCUUUGUUAACAUUUUGCAAUCUCCAACUAUUCUAUCA
Physcomitrium patens is the source of this 1374-nucleotide messenger RNA. NCBI's taxonomy places the organism in Eukaryota, Viridiplantae, Streptophyta, Bryopsida, Funariales, Funariaceae. The record is from RefSeq and is a predicted model, not a curated record.